AUGUCCAGUGCCGCAGCAUUAGAGACAACUUCACUCCUUCCUGUUCAAUCCAACACUCGUCACACAAGCGAAGAAGAAGAAGAAACUAUGAGCAGCCAACUGUUCUGGAGAGUCGGGGCUGUCUUUGGUGCCGCCGCCGUCGGCCUCGGAGCUUUCGGAGCUCACGGUCUGAAGAAUCGCAUAUCUGAUCCCGCAAAGAUUGCUAGCUGGUCCACCGCUGCACACUACCAGCUCGCUCACUCUGUUGUCCUGCUCAUCGCUCGCCAGAACCCCAUCGCGUCCGGCCUCUUCACCGCUGGCAUGACCAUGUUCAGUGGCAGCAUCUACGCACUCAUUCUCAAUCCCGACCUUAAGUUCCUUGGCCCUGUCACCCCGCUUGGUGGACUUGCUCUCAUUGCCGGAUGGCUGGCGCUCGCCUUUACGAAGGCCCGCUUCGGGCUUCGUGUCUGA
This is a messenger RNA of Colletotrichum truncatum, 450 nucleotides long. RefSeq lists its product as uncharacterized. The record is from RefSeq and is a predicted model, not a curated record. Gene Ontology annotation, cellular component: membrane. Lineage: Eukaryota; Fungi; Ascomycota; Sordariomycetes; Glomerellales; Glomerellaceae.